GAGGAGCUGCCAGAGGACACCACCAAGACCCCCUCACCGGACCACCGAUGGUUGCAGCUGACGGAUGUGGACAGCAGCUCCGAGAGCGACCGAGGCAGCCCCUCCGAGGAGGACGACCUGGGCUCGGAGGAAGCCCCCACCCCACUGACGGAGUUCCUGGCCCUCAAGCGGGAGGCGGCCCUUGCCGAGAGGGAGAUGCUGUGUGGAAAGCCCCCGGAGUCGCCCCUGGUGCAAAUGAUGCUGCAGCUCUUCUCCUUCCUGGAGCGCUACUCCCAGCUGCAGCAGCUGCAGGAGAAGGCCGGCGAGUAUCGUUCGCGCCUCCACUGGCAGGAGGGCCGUUGGCGCCGGCAGAUGCGGGGGCUGAAGAGGGCCUACCAGCAGCGGGUGAAGGACAAGCUCAGCGUCAUCCAGAGCCUGGAAGCCAUCAUCCUGGAGCAGCAGGGCCUCCUGGAGAAGGUCCAAGCAGGCUCAAAGCCGCCGUCCCCUGGGCUGCUCUGCCCCGUGGCCCCCAGGGGCCUGCAGCAGCUGGUGGAGUCCCUCACUGCCCUCCAGGGAGAGCGGAGCCACCUGGCCGAGGAGGUGGUGGGUCUCCAGCGGCGGGUGGAAGAGCGAGAGAGGGAGAAGCAGCAGCUGGCCAAGAGCCUCCACCACCAGAUCCAAGGCCUGAAGCAGCAGAUCCGGGCGCAGGAGGAGGAGGAACAGGAGCAGCUGCGCCUGGGCCGGGGUGUGACUGACUCUGAGAAGCGGAUCCACAACCUGACCGUGGAAAACGAGGGUCUCAAGCAGAGUCUCCAGCUCUCCCAGGGGCUCCUGCAGCAGGCGGCUGCCAUCUCUGCCCAGCCCUCUGCUCUGAUGGCCACGGAAAACGAGGCUCUUCGCCACAAAGUGCUGCAGCUGGAGGCCAGCCUGCAGCAGAAGGUGGGCGAACUGAUGUGCCUGGAGGGGCGCAUGGACCAGCUGCAGUGGCGCAGGGAGGAAGAGGUGCGGCAGCUGGACGAGCAGCUGUGCGGGCUCCGGCUCCCUCCGCAGAGUCAGAAGAGUCCCCCUCCUGAGGUCCAGGGGCUGCAGGCGGGUCCUUCUUCGCAGGCGCUGGAGGCUUUGGCCAACGCGGAGGCACAGAACAGGGCCCUCAUGCAACAGCUGUCCUCCCAGGUGCAGCGGUGCCAACAGCUGGCGGAGCAGCUGCAGAGCUCGGAGGGGGCGGCGGCUGCCCUCCAGCACAAGAUCUCUGCCUACGAGAAGGAGGUCUCCGGGCUGCGUCGGGAGCUGCUGCUCGAGAUCCGUCAGCUGGAGGAGCAGAAGGAGGCGGCUGUGCAGGAGGCUUCCCGGGAGGCCGAGGAGAGCGCUCAGCCCAUGCGGAAGCAGCUGGCAGGAAUGAAGCAGCAUCUGCACACCCUCCGCCCCCUCCUCCAAGGGCUGCAGCUGGACUUCCGGAACAUCCAGGGGGAAAUGGGGAGUUUUGCCCACUGUUACAAAGCCGCCGUGGAGGAAGCCAAGAUGCAGAUGUUCUCCGUGAUCAGGGAAGUGGCGCAGAGCAGCCAGUGUCUGCAGGAGCGUUACCUGCGGGAGGUGCAGCUUCGCAAGAAAUACCACGACCAGCUGCUGGAGCUGAAAGGCAACAUCCGGGUCCUGUGUCGCCUGAAGCCGCUGACCGAGGAGGAGCAGCAACAGGGGGCUCCCGGGGGCCCCAGGGUAGAAGCCGGCUCGGCCGAGGAUGGCUCUGUGACCGCCAGCUACAAGGGGAAGGAGCACCACUUCAAGCUGGACAAGGUCUUCCCCCCCUGCGCCUCUCAGGAGGAGGUCUUCCUGGAGAUUGAGCCGGUGGUCCUGUCUUGCCUGCAAGGUUACAACGUUUGCAUCUUCGCCUACGGACAGACGGGCUCGGGGAAGACUUACACCAUGGAGGGGGUCCCGGGGAAUCCGGGGAUCAACCAGCGGGCCCUGCGAGCUCUCCACCAGGAGAUGGAGGCCAAGCAGGCGCAGGGAUGGCACUUCUCAGUCCACCUCACCAUGGUGGAGAUCUACAAUGAGGUGAUCAGAGACCUCUUGACCAAGGACCCCCAGGAGAAAUUAGAUAUCAAGUUGCAUCCCGACGGGAGCGGUCAGCUUCACAUCCCGGGACUCACCAGUAUGGAGGUGCAGAACCUCUCUGAGAUUCAGAAGAUUCUCCAGAUGGGAAAACGGAACCGGAGGACCUUCUCCACCCACAUGAACGCGCACAGCUCCCGGUCGCAUGCUCUGCUCACCCUCACGCUUACGGGCACGGAGCUGGCUAGCGGCACCAAGGUUACAGGGAAGCUGAACCUGGUGGACCUGGCUGGCUCAGAGCGGGUCUGGAAGUCCGGGGCGCAGGGAGAGCGCCUGAAGGAAGCCCAGAGCAUCAACCGGUCCCUUCUGGCCCUCGGGGAGGUCAUCCAGGCCCUGCGCACCAAGCAGGCCCACGUGCCCUUCCGCAACUCCCGGCUCACCUACCUGCUGCAGGACUCCCUGGGGAAGGGCAGCAAGACCGUCAUGAUGGUGCAGAUUUCCCCCCUGGAGAAGAACCUGGGCGAAUCCAUUUGCUCUCUGAAGUUUGCCCAGCGGGUCUGCAAAGUGGAGCUGGGCCCGGCCUCCCGUCGCAUCAAGGCCCCCGAGCAGCGUGAGGUCUGA
Molecule: messenger RNA, 2649 nt
Organism: Thamnophis elegans (Western terrestrial garter snake)
Lineage: Eukaryota; Metazoa; Chordata; Lepidosauria; Squamata; Natricidae
Gene: KIFC2
Product: kinesin family member C2
Exons: 18
Coding region: 196-2649 (817 amino acids)
Biological process (GO): microtubule-based movement
Molecular function (GO): microtubule binding; microtubule motor activity; ATP binding
Source: RefSeq, a predicted model, not a curated record